GGGGCAGCCCCCGCCCCUGGUGCCCGUGUCCGGGGUGGGAGGAGGAAGAGGAGGGCAGGAGAAGGCUCCUGUCCCGGGGAGGUGGGGCCGGGGCAGGUGCCAGGGGAGGCAGGAAGGGGCGGGCAGGGCGCUGCCUGCUCCCCGCCAUUGGGACCCGGCCGCAGGCAGCGGCGGAGCCGUGCUGGAGAGAGCCCGGUCCCGCACCCACGGGGCUCCGCUUCCCGGCGGCCGUGGUGGGGGGAAGCCAGGAGCUGAGCCCCGGAGCCCGGCUGCAGAGCGGUGCGGAGCCCCGACGGAGGGGCCCGGGGCCCGGCUGAAGCCCCGAGCAAAGCCCCUGCGGAGGGUGCCGGAGCGCGGCUGAAGCCCCCAGUGAAGCCCCGACGGAAGGUACCGGAGCCCGGUUGAAGCCCCCAGCGAAGCCCCCUUCGGACGCUCGCGGAGCCCCGUUGGGGCAACCGGUUACACCGCGGCGGAGAGCCCCGGAGCGCGGUGGGAGGAAGAGCCCCGAGUCCUCGGUGAGCGGCGGUGCCCGGGGGAUCUCCCCCCGGUCCCUCCAUGGACUGAGAUGGCCUCGGAGCUGGCCAUGAGCGCGGAGCUGCCCACCAGCCCCCUCGCCAUCGAAUACGUGAACGAUUUCGACCUGAUGAAGUUCGAAGUGAAGAAGGAACCGGCGGAGGCGGAGCGGUUGUGCCACCGGCUGCCCGCCGGGUCCCUGUCGUCCACCCCGCUCAGCACCCCCUGCUCCUCCGUGCCUUCCUCGCCCAGCUUCUGCGCUCCCAGUCCCGGUGGGCAACCAGCCCCUGGCCCCCCGACCACCACCGCCGCUUCCCUGGGCUCCAAGCAGCAGCUGGAGGAGCUGUACUGGAUGUCGGGUUACCAGCAUCACCUCAACCCCGAAGCUCUCAACCUGACGCCGGAGGACGCGGUGGAGGCGCUGAUCGGUGCCCCUCACCAUCAUCAUCAUCACCACCAAGGCUACGAGUCCUUCCGACCUCAGCCUUUCGGUGGCGAGGAGCUACCCCCGGCCGCCCAUCACCACGCCGGUCAUCACCAUCAUCACCAUCACCAUCUGCGCUUGGAGGACCGCUUCUCCGACGACCAGCUGGUGAGUAUGUCGGUGCGGGAGCUCAACCGGCAGCUGCGGGGCUUCAGCAAGGAGGAGGUGAUCCGCCUCAAGCAGAAGAGGAGGACCUUGAAGAACCGAGGCUACGCUCAGUCCUGCCGCUACAAGCGGGUCCAGCAGCGGCACAUCUUGGAGAACGAGAAAUGCCAGCUCCAGAGCCAAGUGGAGCAGCUCAAGCAGGAGGUGACCCGCUUGGCCAAGGAAAGGGAUCUGUACAAAGAAAAAUACGAGAAGUUGGCCGGCCGGGGCUUCCCGAGGGAGCCCUCCCCAUCCGCCGCCCCCAAACCCACCGCUGACUUCUUCAUGUGAGCCUCAAACACGGGGAGAGGGAGGGAAGGUUGUGUGUGUAUUGGGGGGGGGGGUGUCCCCCUUCUUUCUCCCCCCCAUUCCAUGUAUGGAACGAACCCUCCGCUUGUACAAAACCCCGACAAAUGUGUUAUUUUUGGGUUUCUCACUCAUAGUUUGGGAAGGGGGGGAGCUGA
Messenger RNA from Pezoporus flaviventris, 1605 nucleotides. It is a transcript of the gene MAFA, whose product is annotated as MAF bZIP transcription factor A. Bases 566 to 1432 code for a protein of 288 amino acids. Gene Ontology annotation, biological process: regulation of transcription by RNA polymerase II; retinal rod cell development. NCBI's taxonomy places the organism in Eukaryota, Metazoa, Chordata, Aves, Psittaciformes, Psittacidae. Gene Ontology annotation, molecular function: DNA-binding transcription factor activity, RNA polymerase II-specific; RNA polymerase II cis-regulatory region sequence-specific DNA binding. The transcript has a single exon. Gene Ontology annotation, cellular component: nucleus. The record is from RefSeq and is a predicted model, not a curated record.